Messenger RNA from Ectocarpus siliculosus, 2856 nucleotides. The record is from the annotation of a GenBank genome assembly. NCBI's taxonomy places the organism in Eukaryota, Phaeophyceae, Ectocarpales, Ectocarpaceae.
AUGAAGGCAGCUGUGUCUCUCGCGGGCGCGGUGCUCUUAUCACGGGCCCCAGCUGCAGCGGUAGUGGGGGAGAAGCCUACCAUCGUUGGAUCUAGGGCACCGCCAAUGGCUUCGUCGUGGACAAAAGCAGCCCCUCGGGAAGGCAGAAGGCGCAUCCGGAACGCCGACCUACACCGCGACCGCCCCCCAGAACCCCUAUCCAGCACCAACCUCGCUGCCAUGCUGAGGGGGGGUUGGCUCGGCGUCGACCUCGUGCAGGAGAUCGCCAAGGCCUACCUGAAGCCUCCCGCGGGGGAAGGCGGCGAGGCAGCGGGCGGAGAGGGCGGCGGCAAGGGGGCAGAGCAACAGGCGGCCGAUGGCGGAGGCCGGGGCAAGGGGCGAAGAGGCCGUGGAGGAGGGGAUCACGGGGCGGCGGGGAGGCGUGCCGAGGGCUGGGACUCGGCGAGCUCUAGAGCAGGCGGCAAUAGCGCCAAGGACGGGGGCGCGGCAGCGGGUACGGGUAGCAGCGGCGGCGGCAAUGGGGCUGGGACGGACGGGGGCGAGCGCUCCGCCGGUGGCGCUAUCCACGGGCAGAUGGAGCGGCUCCGAUUGGCGUUGCAGCAACAGACGGGCGGUAACGGGCGAGAGAGCGGAGGGGAGGGCGGAGCCAGCGGCAGCGGCGGCGCUAGAGACAGCCAUAGAGACACGAGCAACACCAAUAGCGGCCAUCGGUCUUCGAUGGCAUCGAAGAACCCGCGCCUUUCCGUCUCCGGAGGCCUCCUCGUUGACCGCGGCGCCAACUCCAACGUAGAAACCCAAAGCAGCGGCGGAAGUGGUGCCGGUUCGGCUUACGACGACGGCGGUCACAGCACCGAGCCGGCGGCGGGCGAGGAUGAGCAGAGCUGGGAGGAGGGCGGCGAGGAUUUAGAUUCUGAUGACGAAGAGUUUUUCGAAUCCGGCGGCGGUAAAGAAGGGGAGGACGAUGAGGAGGAGGAGGAGCUGGCGAGGGCUAAGGCUGCGGCGGCGGCGGCGCGAGCGAGGAGCGAGGUGGCGCUCUUGAGGGAGAUGGAGACGGUGCAUGCGAACCAGCAAGGAAUGGGCAGGCCAGGUGAAGCCGUCGUCAUUCCACCGCUGGGCCAGCACACGAGGACUGUGGUGACGCAGGCCAUGCCGGCCCGCUUUGUGGAGGAGGUCGGGGCAUCGCUCGCCAGCGCGAUGGCCUUGGCCACGGCCAGGGUGCUCAUCCAGGCCUGUGUGAACUUGCGAGCGAAGAAGAAGGCGGAGAAGGUGGCGUUCAAGGACGUUGUGGGCUGCGACGAGGCCAAGGGGGAGAUCAAGCAGAUCGUUGAUUUCCUGGUGGAUCCGUCGGCGUACGACAGCCUUGGUGCCUCUAGACCCAAGGGAAUCCUGUUGGUGGGGCCCCCUGGCACAGGCAAAACUCUGAUUGCCAAGGCAUGCGCUGGAGAGGCGGGCGUCCCGUUCCUCUACGCUUGCGGGUCCGAGUUCAACGGAGUCUAUGUCGGCAUGGGAGUUGCAGCCGUCAAGAGGCUUUUCGCGAAGGCCAGGAAGCACAAGAAGAGCAUCAUCUACAUCGACGAGAUCGACCACCUGGGACGUGCCAGGGGCGGGUCGAGAGACGCGGGGAGCGCGACGCAGGAUCGAGAGGCCACCCUGAACCAGCUGCUCAGCGAGAUGGACGGGUUCGAGGGAAAGGACGGGAUCGUCGUGAUGGCCUCCACAAACCGGAAGGACAUGUUGGAUGACGCUUUGCUCCGAUCAGGACGCUUCGACAUGCAGGUGGACGUGGACCGGCCAGACCGAAAAGGCCGCGAGCAGCUAUUUUCCAAGUACCUCGCCCCCCUCAAGCUCUCUGAUGAACAACGCGAAGGAGGGGUGGAGGCGUCACCCGACAGCAGCAACAGCAGCAACGGGGUCUUUCGUGGCGGAAGGGGGAGGCGUUAUUUUGGUGGGGGCGCGGCGGCGGCGGCGGCGGCGGCCGAGAGGGAGAAGCAGGAGACCAUCAAGAAGCAAGGCCUUCAGGAUGACAUCGCGAAAGAGCUGGCGGAUAUGACCCCCUACAUGACCGGAGCGGACGUGGCGAACGUUUGCGCGACUGCCGGGAGGAUCGCUGCGAGGAGCGGGUCGGAUGCGGUCGAAUUGGAGCACUUCAGCGCCGCGGUAGACCGGGUCCAGCAUGGCCUAGAAAAGCCUGACAGGGAAGUGACGGAGGAUGAAAAAAAGCGUACGGCUAUCCACGAGGCCGGUCACGCCGUUGCUGGCUGGAUGCUUCCGUGGUGCGAUGAGGUCGUCAAGGUCUCCAUUGUCUGGCGAGGGAACGCUCUAGGGUUUUCGCAGACGGCGGUGGUGGAGAGGCAGAGCGAGAUGCGGGAGAUGGUGCUGGACAGCGUGUGCAUGACCCUGGCGGGACGGGCGGCGGAGGAGGUGCUUUGCGGCACCAUCAGCGGAGGAGCGUCGUCGGACCUGAGAAUGGCGUCGCGACAGCUGUACUCCGCCAUCACGGAGGUGGGCUUUGGCAGCACGACGGGCCUAUUGUCCCCCGGUCACCGCCAGCUUAGCGAGAAGGUCAUGGGCGAGAUCGACCAAGAAGUGCAGACCCUCUUGGCGCAGCAGUACCAGCGCGCCCUCGCCCUGAUCCGAACGCACCGCGACAAGAUCGACAGCCUGUCGGCGGCACUUCUCGAGCACAACGUCGUGCACAAGGCAGACCUGCGAAGAAUCCUGGGAGACAAGGUGACGGUCGAGACGGAAGAAGCUGCAGCAGCAGCCGCCCUGACCGAAGGCCUCCUCGACGUCGAUGGCGAGAAGGCCGAAACCGCAAGCACAUCUGGUGCUGGUACUGCACCCACGGAAGCUUAA